This is a messenger RNA of Schistosoma spindalis, 816 nucleotides long. The record is from the annotation of a GenBank genome assembly. NCBI's taxonomy places the organism in Eukaryota, Metazoa, Platyhelminthes, Trematoda, Strigeidida, Schistosomatidae.
AUGAGGAAAGCUCCGUACGACAAAAAUGCUCCAAGGAGACCUCUUUCAGCAUUUAUGUUGUUCAUGAAAAAGCGCAGACAAGAAUCAGAAUAUAUUGCUUCACAGUCAUUUUCAGACAGAAAUCGUAUUAUUUCUACUGAAUGGGCUGCUCUAUCUGCUGAAGAGAAACAAGUGUAUACUGACCAAGCUGCUGAAGGUCGUGAGUCAUACAAAAAAUUGUUUGCUGAAUACAAAACUACUGAUAAUUACAAGAAAUGGUUAGCUUCCAAUGAAACGGUCAAUGCUAAUGGGUCCAAAGCUGGAUGUAAACGACCAGUAAAACAAAUAUCACAUACUAAAAACAAUGAUAUAGAAGCGGAUUGCAAAAUUUCAAUAUUUACUCAUGAAUUUCUGGAAUACAACAGACUUCGUGAAGUUAUCUUGCGUCAAUUGAAGAAGCACGUAUCACAACUUGAAGAAGAAACCGCUCUAUUAAGUAAACAUGUGGAAAAUCUUGUUAAUGCUGAAAAUCGGACAAAAAAUCAAAUUAAUACAACGAAAGAAUUAUUAACUAAUGAAGAAAAUUUAUUGAAACAACUAUGUAAAGAGUUAACAAUUGCUUUAAGCGAUGUUACUUUACCAAAUAAUAAUACAUCAGAUAUCAAUUUAAAAGGAGUUGAACGUAUUACAGAAACUAGUGUUGAAUCGUUUCUUUCAAGAUUAGAAUCUUUAAAAAAUUCUUCAUCUUAUUUAGAAUUAUCCUCAAAAAUUAUACAAUCGAUUCGUUCAGCUUGUCAAAAGAAAAUCAUUAAGUUGUUAACUUAUGAAAUAAAUUAA